GCAUUUCACAAUAGUCUAUGACUGACAUUUCAACCACAGAAAUUAUAUAUAAUAUGGGUUAACAUUAGCAGAACCAGUUCGCCUAAAAUGAAAAUACACUAAACAUGUUUUGUUUUGCUCACGUCCAAUGGAAAAAGUAUAAUUUAGGCUCCAAUAAUCACUUACAAUUGAAUAAGUUGUCGUCAUAGGAGGGCUGAAACUGGAGUGCUUGUCUAGAUGAUACCUCUCAAUGUUGAAUAUAGUGUGCCUUUUAUUCUAACUUUGCAUGAUAAUAAACGUUGGGAUAUGUAAAGUAGAUGUCCUACUGUAACAACCACCUCCAAUUGGCAACAGCAAAGCAUGACAUAACGUUAAGGCAGGGCUAAAUGGAAUUCCUGUACGCUCAUUGGUGAAAAUAGUUGCCUGUCAAUGUAGCCCUAUCCCCUUCUCCUUGACCAGGCUCGGUUGAGAAGUGCAGUAAGGAGUGCGAGAGAGGGUCGCGGCAGUGGCAGACUGAUGGUCUGACAGAUGAAAUAGCGAAAAUAAAGAAAGAUAAGGCGGGCGUUCACCCUCACAAAAUCAUGUUCCCUAAAGGCAAAGGGUCCACUGUGCCGUCGGAUGGACAAGCACGGGAAAAGUUAGCUUUAUACGUCUAUGAAUACUUGUUACACAUAGGAGCACAGAAGUCCGCACAGACCUUUUUAUCAGAGAUCCGAUGGGAAAAGAACAUCACACUCGGGGAACCCCCUGGGUUCCUACACUCUUGGUGGUGUGUAUUUUGGGACCUGUAUUGUGCUGCACCAGAGAGAAGAGAGACGUGUGACCACUCCAGUGAAGCGAAGGCCUUCCAUGAUUACAGUGCUGCUGCUGCCCCCAGUCCUGUGAUGGGGGGGAUUCCCCCUGGAGAGGGGAUGCCCGKUGGACCCAUGCCCCCUGGAUUCUUCCAGGGUGCUCCUGGUCCCCAGGGCUCUCCUCACCCCCAGCCUCCUCUCCCUAACAGUAUGAUGGGACCACAAAGCCAGUCUUUCAUGAACCCACGAUUCACCGCAGGCCCACGAGGCCCUCCUAUCAGGAUGGGCAACCAGCCUCCUGGCCCUGGCCCCCAUCUCAUGCUCCAAACCAUGGAUCACACACGACCACAAGGCCAUCCUAACUUGGGACCAAUGCAGAGGAUGAGUGGGCCUCGAGGCAUGGGCCCUAUGGGGCCCGGACCCCAGAACUUUGGCGGUGGGAUGCGGCCUCCACACAACGCCAUGGGCCCUGGGAUGCCAGGAGUGAACAUGAUGGGCCCAGGUGCUGGACGACCAUGGCCCAAUCCGAACAACGGCAACUCAAUGCCUUACUCAUCACCUUCUCCUGGAGCGUAUGGGGGGGGUUCUGGUGGAGGGGGACCCACUGGAACACCCGUUAUGCCCAGCCCUGCAGACUCUAACAACUCUGGGGACAACCUCUACACUAUGAUCAACACUGGACCUGGCAACCGAUCAAAUUUCCCUAUGGGCCCUGGCUCUGACGGACCGCUGGGGGCCAUGGCAGGCAUGGAACCACACCACAUGAAUGGAUCGCUAGGCUCUGGUGAUAUGGACGGACUCAACAAGAACUCUCCAAACCAUCUAAGUGGCAUUAGUAACCCUCCUGGAACCCCGAGGGACGGUGACGAGUUGGGCGGGAACUUCCUGCACUCCUUUCAGAGUGAGAAUUACUCCCCUACCAUGACGAUGAGUGUGUGAACUCCCCCUCAAUCUGCCAUCACUCAGAGGAUCCGAGCUCAUAACAGGACAUGGCCAAAACGCAUCAGCACAGAACCAUGGACAGGCGCCAUUUUGGUUCCACGCAAUUCCAGAAUGCUGAUAUGCGAAUUUUCAAAAUGGCGACUUCUUGCGCCUCUUCGUUCCAAAUGAAGGACAGUUCUUCAUUCAUCACCACCCCAAGUGUGACGAAACCAGCUACUGAAACUACUGCAUACAUGACCAUUUUUUUAAAUGAUUUGCAGAAAUGAUUACCCCCCCCCUCCCUGCCCAGCAAAGAAAAUGGUCAAAGUUGACCUCUUAUGAUUUUAUUAUUGCUUUGUGGUGCAAGAUGUUCUGUCCAGGUUUCAACUUAAAGCCACCUAAAACACUGAUGUGCAUUAAGCAUUGUGAACUAGGAAAAACUCUCAAUUACAUUUUUUGUUUUCAUAUUUCAGGUCCUGCAUUCAGCCACACAGUGUGUCACAAAACGAGUCUGAAAACAGGCGUCUGAAUCUGCCUUUAACUCUGUGACAACUCCUUUAAAUGACUUUGUYCCAAUGUACUAUUUAUCCAUAUUUUAAGGGGAAGUGAUGUGAUCGAACUGGGCCUUUUUAACAGUUUAAGUGCUCAGUGGGUUUUUAAAAAGUGAAAUUGGAUCCCAUUCAAUGUGUCGACAAAAUCUCAUCGAUAGGGAAUGUUUUGUGGGUUAUGUUUUUGUCGAUGAGGAGAGCAAUCUUAUUCUGCACUGGUUUUAUUCAGCUUUUUAUUUAAACAGUCUCAGUGCUGUUCUUGUUCUCUGUCAAGGGGAAAAGCAAACUUGGGCUAAACCGUGGGUUUGGAAACAACAGAGGUGCAUGAACGCUGAGAUCUGUGUACAACAUACUACCUAGCGCUGCUCCUGUCCACAUGUGAUGUGUGUUUAACCUCUUCCCUGCCUGUGCUUAACACUCUGUCCUUUUUCUCAACAUCGUUGUAGCCGUGGUUUCCUACUGUUCCAUCUCGAUGAUGUGACGAUGAAAGAGUUAAACCCAUUGUAACCUGAGAUGCAUAUUGGUAGUUGAUCGUUUUUUUUCCUCCGGGUAUUUUUUGUUUGUUUUUUUGUCAUCUUAUUGCUGUUUUUUUUUUUUUUUUUAUAUACCAAUUUGACUAUGUAUAUUGACCCAGUUAUUUUGAAAUUAGUCCAACGCUUUCUGAACCAUAAACUUAGCGGCAGUCUUGUAAAUGUGAUAAAAGGUUUAUUUCAUUUUCUGUGAAUAUUAAUUAAGCGUUAUACACCUCUGUCCCAGGUUGCCUUUAUUUACUGGUAUUUUCUUUAUUUCAAAUUGAGGAAAGAAUGCUUGUUAAUAUAAUUUUACAAUGACUUAA
Messenger RNA from Salvelinus sp. IW2-2015, 3074 nucleotides. RefSeq names its product single-stranded DNA-binding protein 3. The record is from RefSeq and is a predicted model, not a curated record. Gene Ontology annotation, molecular function: single-stranded DNA binding; protein binding. Gene Ontology annotation, biological process: positive regulation of transcription by RNA polymerase II. Lineage: Eukaryota; Metazoa; Chordata; Actinopteri; Salmoniformes; Salmonidae. Gene Ontology annotation, cellular component: nucleus.